GUCUAACCUGACGGUGGGGCGCAGGGAAAGUUUUGUGUAGCAGGUAGAAAAUUCGUUGCUAACCUGUAAAGCUCCUUGAUCCGACGGGUAAUUAACAAAGUGCGAGAAAGAGAAGUCCCAGUAAUAGAGUAAUAGAGAGUUGGCAUGGCUUUGUUGGAACUGUACACCCAGUUCAACAGAGUGUGGAUUCCAGAUGCCGAACACGUGUGGAAGUCAGCAGAGAUUAUAAGGGAUUUUAAUAAUGGGGACAAUGUUCUUGUUUUGCACCUUGACGAUGGCACUGAGCACCACCACCCCGUCGACCCCUCUAAACCCCAGCUUCCUCCACUCCGCAAUCCGGACAUCUUGGUCGGGGAGAACGACCUCACGGCUCUCAGCUACCUGCACGAACCCGCUGUGCUGCACAACCUCAAAGUGCGAUUCAUGGAGUCCAGGAUCAUCUACACCUACUGUGGUAUUAUACUGGUGGCUGUAAACCCAUACAAACAGCUCCAUAUCUACGGAGAUGCAAUCAUUCAUGCCUACUCAGGCCAGAACAUGGGAGACAUGGACCCUCAUAUAUUUGCAGUGGCAGAGGAGGCCUACAAGCAGAUGGCCAGAAACCACAAGAACCAGUCUAUCAUAGUCAGCGGUGAGUCCGGAGCAGGCAAGACUGUGUCUGCACGAUACGCGAUGAGAUACUUCGCUGUUGUAAGCAAAUCUGGCAGCAAGAGUCGGGUGGAAGACAAGGUCCUGGCGUCCAAUCCAAUAACAGAGGCCAUAGGCAACGCAAAGACCACCAGGAAUGACAACAGCAGCCGAUUUGGGAAAUACACUGAGAUCAGCUUUGACAAGCAGUACCGGAUCAUGGGCGCCAACAUGAGAACCUAUCUCUUAGAGAAAUCCAGGGUUGUUUUUCAGGCAGAGAACGAGCGGAAUUAUCACAUUUUCUACCAGAUGUGUUCCUGUGCUCACCUGGACAAGUUCAAGAACCUAAGACUUUCAACUGCAGAUCGCUUCAAGUACACCUGCAUGGGCGGAGACAUCACCAUUGAAGGCGUGAAUGACAAAGCCGACAUGGAGGAGACGCUGCGGACCUUCUCCCUGCUGGGAUUGAAGGAGGACUUUCAGUCAGACGUUUUCAAAGUUUUGGCAGCGAUUCUUCACUUAGGAAAUGUGGAAAUCAAAAGCUCGGGAGAUGAGAAAUCUUCAGUUCCCCGCAGCGAUCCACACCUGGCAGUGUUCUGUGAGCUGCUGGGAGUCGGUGUGGAGGGCCUGGUGCGCUGGCUGUGCCACCGGAGGAUUGUUCUGGUGGCCGAGACGGUGGUGAAGCCGGUUCCCAAGGAGCGAGCGGUGAACGCCAGGGACGCUCUGGCUAAACGGAUCUACGCCCACGUGUUUGACUGCAUUAUUAACACCAUAAACGCAGCACUGAAGGUUCCUGGAAAACAGCAUGCUUUCAUAGGUGUUCUGGACAUUUAUGGCUUUGAAACGUUUGACAUCAACAGCUUUGAGCAGUUUUGCAUCAACUAUGCAAAUGAAAAGCUUCAACAGCAGUUUAACUUGCAUGUGUUCAAGCUGGAGCAGGAAGAGUACAUGAAGGAGGACAUCCCAUGGACGCUGAUCGAUUUCUAUGACAACCAGCCUGUCAUUGACCUGAUCGAGGCCAAGUUGGGCAUCCUCGACCUGCUGGAUGAAGAAUGUUUAUUUCCUCAGGGCACUGAUCAGAGCUGGCUGCAGAAGCUGUACAACUACCUCGAAGCCAAUCCUCUGUUUGAGAAGCCCAGGCUGUCAAACGAGGCAUUUGUGAUCCAACACUUUGCAGACAAGGUUGAGUAUCAGUGUGGAGGUUUUCUUGAGAAGAACAGAGACGCCCUCUUUGAAGAACUGCUUGACGUUAUGAGAGACAGUAAGUUUCGUUUUCUGGCGAACGUUUUCCAAGAGGACGACGACGGAUCUGUGAACAGUAAAGGCGUCAAAGUGAGAGCUGCCAGGCCUGGAGUGAAACCAGCCAACAAACAGCUGAGGACCUCGGUGGGAGAUAAGUUUCGCAGCUCCCUCUCUCUCCUGAUGGAAACGCUCAACGCCACCACGCCUCACUACGUGCGCUGCAUUAAGCCUAAUGACGAAAAGCUCCCAUUCGAAUAUGACUCCAGGAGGGUUGUGCAGCAGCUGCGAGCCUGUGGCGUCCUUGAAACUAUCCGUAUCAGUGCACAGAGCUACCCAUCGAGGUGGACAUACAUUGAGUUUUACAGCCGCUACAGCAUCUUAAUGUCCCCUCAGGAGGCGAUUGUCAAUGAUAAGAAACAAGCUUGCAAGAAUGUGCUACCUCGGUUGAUUCAGGAUUCCAAUCAGUACAAGUUCGGCCGGACCAAGAUCUUCUUCCGAGCUGGCCAGGUGGCUUAUCUGGAGAAGCGGCGCCUCGACCGGCUCCGUGGAGCCUGCGUAACCAUCCAGAAGCACGUCCGCGGCUGGAGCCAGAGGAGGGCGUACCUUCGCCUGAGGGGCGCGGCCGUCGUCCUCCAGCAGUACAUCCGUGGAAAGAGGACGAUCCGCAAAACGGUGAGCGCCGCGACGCUGAAGCGGGGCUGGGCAGCAGUCGUGAUCCAGAGAUACUGGAGAGGCUACCGUAUGAGGCAGAUCUACCAGGUGGUCCGCUUGGCCUCGGUCACCAUCCAGGCCUUCACACGAGGCUGGAUAGCCCGCAAGCGAUUCAGGAAGAUGAUGGAGGAGCACAAAGUACUGGUUCUCCAGAAAUACGCCAGAGCGUGGCUGGCACGGCGCCGCUUUCAGACCAUGCGGCGGCUGGUGCUCAAUGUUCAGCUCUCGUACAGGGUGCAGCAGCUCCGAAAGAAGAUUGAAGAUCAGAACAAAGAGAACUGCGGGUUGGUGGAGAGACUGACCAGCCUGGCCAGCACCCAUUCUCAAACUGUGGACAGACUUCAAGGCCUGGAGGUGCAGAUGGAAAAACUAAGCAGCCAGAAGGCGGCGGUGGAGUCAAGAGAGAAGAAAGUGAAGGAAGAUGCUGCUUCGGCCAUUGCACAGCUUCAGAGAGCGAUAAAUGCGCUAAGCCUUGAAAAAGAAAAAGUAGAGAAACAGUUUGAAGAUUCCACCAAAGAAACCAAAGAAAACUUUGAUCAAAUAAAAAGAAGUCUGCAAGACGAGAAAGAGAAUGAAACAAGGCUGAGAAAAAUCGCUGAGAACAACAUUGAGCUCCAGAGGCAGGACCACGAGAAGGAGGUGGAGACUCUCAAGGACGAGAUUAAGAGGCUGAAGGAGGAGAGGGUCGGACUUCAGAGGCAGAUGGAGGAAGGGGGGCAGGUGAACUCUGACCUGCAGGAACAGGUCCUCCAGCUCAGCAAGCACGUCAAGGCCAUUCCCGAGCUCCGCAAAGACCUCAACAGCCUGCAAAAUCAGAAAAACUCCAUGGACCGAAAGAUGAAGGAGCAGUCUGAACAAGCAACAGCUAAGUUAAAAGAUGUUACCAGACAACUUCUUGGAGGCGUUGUUGAAGAGCAGGUUCUCUUAGGGCUUAUUUCGGAUGAUUCUGAGAAGAUUUAUGAAGUUGAAGAUUUGCAGGCAGCUUUUGAAGGCCUGCAGAAAGCCACCAGAAUACUGGAACAUCACCGGAAGGAGCAGAAAGAAAGCUAUGAAACCCAGGUGGAGGGCUUGACGUACAAAGUGGACCAUCUGCAAAACGAGAACAGCCGGCUGCAAGACCUGUUUCAGGAGAAGAGUAAUGUGAAUGAGAAAAUUCGCCAGGAGGUGUCCAGGCUCAGCAGUGAGAACGCCAUUAUACCGGAGCUGAAGCUGCAGGUGUCAGAACUGAAUAGACAAAAGCAAGAACUGGAGGCUCAAGUGGAAGAGAAGACCAGAGAAAUAGCUGAAAAAAAUGAGGAGAUCAGCAACACUCUUCAAAAAAAGAUUAUGGAAGAGAGCUCGAAACGCAGGCACUUUGAGAACAGAGCUGCGGAGCUGGAGGAGCUGAAGAGGGAGCUUCAAGGCCAAGUAGAGGAGCUCGAGGAGGAGAACGAGCACUUGAAGCGACAGCAGAUGAUGGAGAGCGAGGCCCGGAGCAAGCUGAGGCAGGAGACCUCGCGGUUGGCCGCCGAGAACAUGGACUGCGAAGAGCAGCUCGACCAGAAAGACCGAUUAAUAAAGAAGCUCCAGAACCAAAUAAAGAGCCUGGAAUCGUCACAGAGAGCCAAGCAAACGUAUUCGCCCGCGGUUCCCAAGGACUACCUGGGCAUGUUGGAAUACAAGCGAGAGGACGAGGCCCGGCUCAUUCAGAACAUCAUCCUGGACCUGAAGCCCAAGGGGGUGGUGGUGAGCAUGAUCCCCGUCCUGCCUGCCUACAUCCUCUUCAUGUGUGUGCGCCACGCGGACUACCUGAACGACGACGCCAAGCUCAAGUCUCUGAUGAACGCAAUCAUCAACGGGAUCAAAAAGGUCAUCGUGAGUUACCACAAGGACUUCGAGCUGCUGUCCUUCUGGCUCUCCAACAUGUACCAGCUGCUCAACUGUCUGAAGCAGUACAGCGGAGAGGAGGAGUUCAUGAAACAAAACACCCCUCGCCAGAAGAAGAACUGCUUGCAGAAUUUUGACUUGUCCGAGCACAGGCAGAUCCUCAGUGAUCUGGCCAUUCACAUCUACCAUCAGUUCAUCUCAAUCAUGGAAAAGGCCCUCGCUCCUUCUAUCGUACCUGGUAUGUUGGAACAUGAGAGCUUACAGGGCAUUUCCAGCAUGAAGCCGACAGGGUUCAGGAAACGCUCCAACAGCCUCUACGAGGACUCGGAGACCUCCACCAUCUCCACUAUCAUUCAGCAGCUCGGCUCCUUCCACUCCACUAUGACCCAGCAUGGCAUGGAGCAGGGCCUCAUCAAACAGGCUGUCAAACAGCUCUUCUUCCUCGUGGGCGCCACCGCCCUCAACCACAUCAUGCUCCGCAAAGACAUGUGCUCCUGCAGGAAGGGGAUGCAAAUCAGAUGUAACAUCAGUUACCUGGAGGAGUGGCUCAAGGAGAAGGAGCUUCAGAACUCUAAUGCUAUAGACACUCUGAGGCCGCUGAGUCAGGCCGCGUGGCUGCUACAGGUCAACAAGUCCACCGACGACGACGCCAAGGAGAUCGCUGAAAAAUGCACUGAGCUCAGCCCAGUCCAGAUCGUCAAGAUUUUAAAUUCCUACACGCCCAUUGAUGAUUUUGAGAAACGGGUGUCGUCCUCAUUUGUCCGCAAAGUUCAGUCCUCGCUGCAAGAUCGAGAAGGAUCCACGCAACUGAUGCUGGACACAGAUUAUCGUUUCCAGGUCACGUUUCCCUUUUGUCCGUCCUCACAAGCUCUGGAGCUGCUGCAGGUGCCGAGCAGCCUUCACCUGGGUUUUCUAACCAGGAUCUGAGGCAGCUGCUAUGACUGACAAACCCAAGACACAAAGGUUGACGUGUAGAGGCAUGUUUUUAACCACGGGAGCACCCACCUUCUUCAGAGGAGUCUGGGUGGCAUCUUAAAUUAUUGUGUCUUAACUUAUUGUGUGAUCAAUUUUUUAGCACCAGUGAUUCCUAUAUUUUACUUUGAAGGGUGUAAAUAUUUAAGACAUCACCUAUUUUAUUAUUUUUAAUAAUUAAUAAUAAUCUGUCUCUAAUUCAUGCGUUCAAGGUUUUGUGUAAAUAAAUAUGUAGCUUUUACUAAAUGACAGUUUUCCAUUUUAUUUGAUCGUCACAAUCAUUUCAGUAAUUUUCGUCCACUCAAUCCGAGCUGCUCCAGUGUAAAUCAAACCUCUGCAGCUCUCCUCUGUCUUGCUUGAUUGUAGCUGGAGCUCUUUGGGUUUUGAAGUCCUGGUUGGUCUCUCAUUUCUUAACCGUUUGUAGUCUGUGGUCCCAACAUAUAUUUAAUUUGGGCCCUUUGAUCUGUAAUAAAUAAGCUCUAAAACUUGAA
Betta splendens (Siamese fighting fish) is the source of this 5909-nucleotide messenger RNA. It is a transcript of the gene myo5c, whose product is annotated as myosin VC. Lineage: Eukaryota; Metazoa; Chordata; Actinopteri; Anabantiformes; Osphronemidae. Gene Ontology annotation, biological process: vesicle transport along actin filament; actin filament organization. The transcript is spliced from 40 exons. Gene Ontology annotation, molecular function: actin filament binding; microfilament motor activity; ATP binding. Gene Ontology annotation, cellular component: myosin complex; cytoplasm; vesicle. The coding region runs from base 145 to 5373 and encodes 1742 amino acids. The record is from RefSeq and is a predicted model, not a curated record.